Brienomyrus brachyistius is the source of this 1467-nucleotide messenger RNA. RefSeq names its product lysosomal thioesterase PPT2-A-like. Gene Ontology annotation, molecular function: thiolester hydrolase activity. The transcript has 9 exons. NCBI's taxonomy places the organism in Eukaryota, Metazoa, Chordata, Actinopteri, Osteoglossiformes, Mormyridae. Gene Ontology annotation, cellular component: lysosome. The record is from RefSeq and is a predicted model, not a curated record. The coding region runs from base 162 to 1034 and encodes 290 amino acids.
GUUUUACUGAGUUCUAAACGUGCGUAUAAACUCUGACUUCACUGAUUAGAAUAAAAGGUGGCAAUUGUCACCUUAAUUAUUUGGAAUUUUUGGAAUCAUCAUCUUAGCCGACUUAAAUAAAUUAAGGCGCCACUUUUAGGUUGCCUAUCCGCAAGGUUACGAUGCAAGCCUACAUCCUGAGCACGGCGUGCUUCAUCUUCUGCGUUUCUUUAUUGACUUCGACUGUCGGCUAUAAGCCGGUUAUUAUAGUACACGGGCUAUUUGACGGCUCCAGAGCCUUGUCUAACUUGUCGCGCUUCAUCCAUGAGUCUCACCCAGGCACCGAUGUGACAGUGAUUGACCUUUAUGACAACAUUCAUAGUCUGACGCCACUGUGGAAACAGGUCGAGGGCUUCAGACAGAUCAUCUCCCCGAUCAUGCAGAGAGCCAGCAAUGGAGUCCAUUUAAUCUGCUUCUCUCAAGGUGGAUUGAUAUGCAGGGGGCUGCUCUCUGUCAUGCCUGAUCACAAUGUUCACACAUUCGUGUCCCUGGCAUCACCACAAGCUGGCCAGUACGGAGAAACUGUGUACUUGAAACAUGUUUUCCCAAAAUUUGUGAAGUCAAAGUUCUACCUCUUUUGCUACUCGCGUGCUGGACAGAAGUUCUCUAUCUGCAACUACUGGAAAGAUCCCCAUCACAUGGACAAGUAUCUGUCAAAGAGUGACUAUCUGGCUGUGCUGAAUGGCGAGAGAAUAACCAGCAGCGAAACAGGUUGGAAGACCAACUUCCUGCGCAUUAAGAAACUGGUGUUGAUUGGUGGCCCUGACGAUGGAGUCAUCACACCGUGGCAGUCUAGUCACUUUGGGUUUUAUGAUGAGAACGAGGCCAUUGUUGAAAUGAAGGAACAGGAAGUGUUUCUGAAAGACGCGUUUGGCCUGAAGACAUUGACCAAUCGUGAAGAUUUGGUGGUGUGCACCUUCCCUGGAGUGCAUCACACUGUGUGGCACUCAAACAAGACCGUGUACCAGGACUGCAUCAAACAGUGGAUUGUGUAGCGUCUCAAUAUGUCACCUUUGCAUUAUAUUUGCAUAUAGUCAGGCACGGAAUCCAGUACCGAUGAUUGUUUGCUGGCUUUUUUUGAGACUUGCGUAGGUUAUACUCUGGACUGGACUGUUCUCGUAUCAGAAAAAAAUCUUAUGUCAAACUUGCUUAUCAGUAUCUUUAAAUGUAUUUAAGUGUCUAAUUCAGUAUUUCUUCCAGUGAAUUAACAGCAUUAAUGAUCUACUUUGAUUAUACAAACUGUGUUGAUAUUUACUUUUGAAUAUUGGGGACAGACAGAUUUUACCUCUAAGAUCUGAAUGUCAUGCUGGAUCAUAUUAAGCUUCUAAUCAGUUGGCACUUCCUUACAGGAUACUUAAAUGACAACAUAAAAUCAGCACUUAAUAAAUGUACAGUUGGAAUAAACACUUUCUCACUAUUUAAUGAGAA